This is a messenger RNA of Fundulus heteroclitus (mummichog), 12799 nucleotides long. Its product is annotated as zinc finger protein 469. NCBI's taxonomy places the organism in Eukaryota, Metazoa, Chordata, Actinopteri, Cyprinodontiformes, Fundulidae. The record is from RefSeq and is a predicted model, not a curated record.
CCUCUUUUUAGCUGUGGCAGCCCCUGGAGCGUGCUACUGCCUGGGAGUGUGGAAGGAAAACCAGGAGACGGCAGAGUGUGAGCGGACGGGCCUGGGGUCUGCGCUGCUCCACAGCCCUCCCUGUCUGUGAAGUGUGCCGAAAGCGUCUCCACUCUGCAGCGUUGCGUCCCAGCUCCCGUCUGCCGCAGCUAAAUGACACAAAGAGACUGAGACUGAGACAAACUGCUACGAUCAUGAGUCUUUUGCUUGUGUUGGCUUUACAGAAACACCCUUGAGGUCUGCUUUGCUUCAGUGCCAGAUCCGGUGUCCACCAUGAGGGUAAAAAGAUGAGCUUGCAGCGAGCAGCCCCAACCCUGCAGUUCCUGCCACUGGACAUCUGCUGAAUCCUGUUACCCAGAAGAUGAUGUCCCUGUCUCCCAGAUAGCGAUUCUGAGGACCAGGCCUUCACAGCACUGACUGUGCACCAUGGCAGGAGAGACUCAGCAAAUGCAUACAGUCAAAGAGCUGGAUGCUGAGUCCAAACAGCAGGAUGAGGGGACGGCGCUGGAACAGCAGAGCGAUAAAACCACAAGGGCGUCUUUGGAGCACUUUUCAAGCACAGGCACUGAGGCCGGGCUCAGCACUGGAGGGGCCAAGGCUGAAAAACUAGAGAAAGAAAGGGACUGUCCUCAGCAGCGUGAAGCUGUCAUAAGGCCACAGCAGACGGGGAAGAUUGAUUUCAGUUCACUGCAGAACAGAUCAAAAUUUGUCACUGAUCGGACUUGGUCGAGCGGGAAAGUCAGUCCCCAGUCACCGAGUGGAAAGGGCCGCAGCCGGGAGAAGGGGAAGAGGUCGGGAAAAACAGAGCGUAGCAAUCCCCAGCAGCUGUACCGACUAAGCAUUACAAAUCCUCGCACCAUUGGAAUAGCCUACCCACAACAGAAGGUUCUGCCAACCAAGAAGUUGGAGCCUGGCCGCGGCCCGGUGUCGGGCAGCUACAGACUGAACGUUCCCACCAUGCCAGACAGAGAGGUUGAGCUGCAGCAGCAAGAGGUCAGCUACAGCCGCUACUUCCAGGAGAAUCCCUCUAACGUUACCUCCCCAAGCUAUACCUCACAGGCACUGGGCUCCUCGAGCGGAACAUCAUCGCACUCACACGCACCCCCGCCACAGCAACAGCCGCCGUCGAUGGAGACUAACGGCGCACCGCCUGGAAGUCAGCUGAUCAUGGCUGAGUGUCCACUUAGUGGUUCAAAUGUGUGGCAGUCUCCUGAACGGACCUAUAAUGGUGCUAAUUAUGGGGUUUCAUCACAAAAGUCCACCGCUCUGUCAGAAGCCGGUAAGGCGAGCGCCUUUGUGCCUGCUCAGUUUCAGUACGGAUAUCAUUUACUGGAGCAAUCAACCCCCGAAUCGUUUGCCUGCGAUCAGAACUCCCAAUCACAUAUCACCCAGAACCCUUUUUCCUUCUCGCCUGGAAAUGGGCAAAACACUUCUCAGAACAGCUCUCAGUUCAGCGCCGACCAUCAGCUGGAAAGAAGCUCUUAUCCCAGCCCACAGCAGCCCCAAUUUAUUCAGGGGGUGGCAUCAUCCAUCCAGCGAUCCAGAACUCUGAGUGAAGACUCACCCAGCAGUGACAGCUCGGGUUCCAGCUCACAGCAAUCAGAACAGGGGAAGACUGCUCUACCUGAGAGCUCAGACACGAGUUCUCAGGGAGAUUGUCAGGAUGCAGCCAUCACAUCUGGGAGUAAGAGAAACUGUCACCCCAAAGAUGCAGCUGCCAGCCAGAGAACACUCAUCCAGGCUGGUGUGUGCGCAAGAAACAUUUCACAGAGUCCAGGCUCCCCUAUGCACUUUCCCAGCAGAACAUUUAACACUCCUGUAGCCAACAGCGUCCGCUCGGGUUCCACGCCUUUUGAUAAAUCCGUCAACAGUAAGGUCGUGAAUAGGCUCCCGCACUCGUGGGAGGGGCCUAACAAGGCAUAUUUGACAGCGGAUCAAAACACCACUCAGUACCCUGUUAUGAAUGAGAAGUUUCAGUUCCAGAACCAGACAGCAAUGGACCACCGGCCGAAUUCGUCUAAGAGCAACAGAAUGCCCUGGCAGCAAAUACAGCCAAACUCUGCCGUUCCGUACUUUAACAGGAUCGACCCGUCAAGGCAAAUCAGCAAUCAGAAAAUGCCCUAUAUAGUCGCUCCAUCUGACUGGCAGGAUGAGAGUAAAGUGCACAAGCAUAACUCGUUCCAGGGCAGCAGAAGUGGGGACGUGCUUUCAAACCAAAGGCACGAAACCGUAAAACACAACAGCACCACCGUCUCAGCUUUCAAACUGGAAAUGAACCACGCACAGGUGUGCGAGGCCAAGAAUAAAUCAGUGUACUUUGGACUCAGUCCGACCCUUCCGACAGCUCCAUCGAGAAACUACAGCUAUCCGCCACUGCAGGUCUCACCCAUGGGGCUUUUAAAGGUGUCCCCAUAUGAGUCUCCUUUGCCAUCUCCAGUCCACAACCCUGCAUCCAGCAGUACCUGCUCCUCCCUCUCCCCGGCAUCCACCAGCCCCGUCAAUAUCAGCUCAGAAGAGAGUCAGAUGUCAAAGUCAGGCCCGCCUCAUCUGUUCUAUCAGCCACCACAGGCCAAAGCUCAGAUCCAAUCAGAUCACAUGAACACGCACUCCCACCAGGUGCAUUCCAACUCUCAACGAAGCCUUCCCUACGCGCCAGACAGAGCCAAAGACGAAACAAUGAGCUACCUGCAGAACAGCACACAUCCAAAGACAGCCAUGGACAGUAGUAAAGGCUAUGUGGAUAGUUUUGGUGUGGAGCACCACCAGCCUCCUCCUCCUUAUUCUGCACACCCGCUCCUAGCCAGCCCGCUCGCCACCGCCAAUCUGGAUCAGUUGGACGUGCUCCUGACGUGCAAACAGUGUGAUCAGAAUUUCAGCAACCUGGCAUCAUUUUUAGGCCACAAGCAGUACUGCGCUCAGAACACGCUUGCCCAGAAUGAACUCAAAGAUUUAUCCAAAAUGGAGGACAACAGAAAGUUCCACACAGAACCAGUUAAAGCAGCUCUAGCUGUGUCAAAUACUUCACUCCCAAGGUGUCCGUCGGACCUUCACCUCUCGUUGUUGGGCCUCAACAAAAAUGGAGAGCUGAUUACUGACAGUGAAGGAAAAGGAGACGGUAAAGAUGACCCGCUGAAGCUGGGUUUGUUCUCUGGUCCCGUCUCGCUGCCGGAGCUGGAGAUGGAGGACGCCAAGCUAGACAGCCUGAUAACAGAAGCUCUGAAUGGACUUGGAUAUCAGUCCGACAAUGCGGAGAUUGACAGCAGCUUUAUUGACGCAUUUGUUGAUGAUGACCUCACCACAGUCAAAACAUCAUCGAGCAAACUGUGUCUGAAAACAAAAGAACCUGCCCUUCCUGAGAGCAAAGCUAAACAAGCGGCCGAUGAAAGAACCCUCGCACAGGAAAAGUGUCACAACUUUGAUGCCGAAAGCAAAGGGAAAAUGGCUACGAGUUUACAGGGAGACCAAAAAAUUAGCAUUAAAAAAGAUGGCUCUCAUAAAAAUUCAAAACUCGCCUCCAGGGAGAAGGCGUGGGAACAAGAGAGCAAAGUGAAAGAGACGAGAAAGCCGUGUAAAAGCGUGGACAAAAACACGAGCCCACAAAGGUUUCUCCUUUCCAGCAAGUUUUCUGAGAAUUGUGGCUUAAAAAGCUUUCAGGACAGCCCUGAGCGGCGAGGGUCAGCAGCCUCGCAGGCCUCCACGUCUCCAACCUUGAGAGCCGGAGCUAAAGAAAGCAAGAGGAAAAGCACGGGAGGGGGCACCUGGAGCAAAGAGCUCAUCCACAAAAUAGUGCAGCAGAAAAAUAAACUCCACAAGCUUCACGUUAAAGGUACCAAAAAUCUGCAGUUUUCCCUGGUGAUGGAGCGGCUCACCCCAACCGUGCAGAAUCCUGCGUUUGGAGAGUACGAUUACGUCUCCGACUCGGACGACGAGUGCGAGCCCGUGAAGAUAGCGAGCCAAGGCCGUCUGAACCAAAGCAGCCGCUGUAAAUACACCUACACCAAGCAGUGUAAAUGGCGAGCGAGGAGCGAGAGAGAGCAGGCGGCGUGGAGGCACGAGUCCAAAGAGUGCUUUGAGAUGAAGAAAAGCGAGGAGCUGUCUCUCACGCCAGAGAAACACCCAAGACUGAGGAGGCGAGGCAGCAGGUCGUCCACGAGCAGUGACCUCAGCACGUCUGUGAGCCCCAAAAGCACCGACCGCACUGAUUCAGACAGCGAGAGAAAGAAAGACUUCACAGAGGAGAAGAACCAUGACAAAUCCAGCCCGCAGAAGCUCUUUAAAGAGUCCAGCACCCUCGCACUGACAUUCACAAAAUCUGUCAAGAAAUAUAAUAUCGACAAGACAAAGCAUUCCGAUAGCAAAGGAACGGCGGAGGACCCAGAGAAGUAUUCAAAUCCAGAAGCUCCCGAUCUGCUGCCAUCUCCCCGAAAAGCAAGAGAGGCAGUGAAGAACUCUCAGGCCAAAUCUGGAGACAAACCUGCGCCUGACAGAAAGGAGCGUUUCUCAGUUUCCAACGCCCUGCAGGGGAUGGAGAAACCAAACAGCGAAGAUGGACCAACACAGAACAGCAUCCUAGAGGUCGAGGUACCAACUCCUGCUAUCACCGGAGAAGCUGAUUUUAAUGUAGACAGAGACACAAAGAGGAAAACAGGCGAGGGGCCAAAAGCCGCGCAGCUCCGGCUAUCAGACGCUGCCACAUUGGAGAAACAGAGUGAGAGCGUCUGCAUGGUGAAAAAGGCAAUUAUUUUGGUCAAUGACCUAGAUGCACACAGACCCACAUCCCUUUGCACGUCUUUGAUGGAUGAGGUGUGCCUGUCCCCGACUGAAAGCCAGAGCCCACUGAUACAGAAAGAUGCACUCCACCUCAUGCCCUACUCCAUGGAUCAGGAGCACGGCCUCAUCAAAUCCCCACUUUCCUUUGACACCUCCUCCAUGUUCGGGGACCUCGCGGGCUUUGACAGCGGCCUUUACUCGGAGAUGCCCAUUCAGAAAGACAGCUUCCAUUCAGUGGAUAGCACAACUGACAAAAAGGAGGCGUUUGUCUCACCUUUUUCUCCUUUCAUGGAACAAAGAGACUGGAACCUCAUGGUCAACCCCGUGCUACGAGACGAGACAGCUCAGUACAAAGGUAUUUCCGAGAAGUCAAACGAGAAGAAGUCAGAUUAUAGUCACAUCCCGCUGUCUCUGCCGGAGAAAAUAAUCGACUACAGCGCGAGUCUCGGCACCUGUGUAUCAGAGGACGAGCUGGAGAUAAAGAGAAUAGUAAACGAGCUUGAAAAUCAGCUUCAGACGACUAAGCUGGAAAGCCCACCGCUCCUGAUACAGGAGACCCCAAAGCAGCUGCAGAUGAGCAAAUUUUCACCUUUACGAAUUGCUGACGAGCGUGAAGGGAACAGGUUGAACAUUAAAUGCUCUGAUCUAACAAUCGACUCUUCGGAGACUUUAGCCGACUCAGAACUCCCGUGGCCCAGUGCGUUCCAGUUUGACCUGGUGAGUGAAAGCCACAGCCCCCACUCUCAGAUUCACGGUGAAGCAGCGGCCCUUAAACACGAGCACCUCCACCGUGACAUAAAAAUAGGGCAGAGCGGAGCCGAGGAGGAGGCUUGCGCAGAAACAAAAGAAGACAUUUUAGAGCAAAGGAGAUACGCUGAAAAUCUCAUGAAAAGCUUGGAGGUGAUUUCAGACUCUAUCUUCCAAAAAGAACCUAUUAUAUCAGAACAUAAGGAGCCAAAUGUCAAAUCUCCCACCAGUCAACAACAUGAACAACCUGAAUGUCAGGCCCCUGAUGCAGCUGAGAGGGAAGAUUGCUGCGAGAAGGAAGCAAUUACCGUAAGGGAGAGCAUUUCAUCGCUUCCAAAUAUCAACGAGCAGAAGGAUGAAAUUGAAAUCAUUCUCGAUGAGCCGCAGUCAUCGGUCCCCAACGGCGCUGACCCUUCAUCUGGAGGCAAGCAGACAGUUUCCUCGAAGAAACGCGAGCCCGCAGAGAGCGAGGAUCGCGACGCAGGAGCCACAGUUGCAUCAGACGUCAGGUCUGCUUACUGCUCAGCUGGCGGGGAGGGACCCGAGUUAAAUCAGCUGAUUCAAAACAACAGCGAUGGCGGAGAAGGCCGCGAGGAACCAGAGGCGGCGGAGGAGAUCGCUCAUCAACCUGAAGGUCACCCCUCAUCACCAGCUCCAGCUGACCCCACUCAGGAGAUUGGCGAGAAAAUGGCAGAUGUGAUUAAAGCUGCGCUGCAGCAACAAUACGCUAAUGACAGCAACAAUCCUGAAGACAUUAGUUCAUCACAAGCUGCAGAGUCGAGAGUGGGUGAAAUAACUGAGACGUCGAAACAAGGUAAUUUGAUUGCAAUGUCUGGCUCUGACGACUCGAGCCCUUCAAAUCCAUACAGUAAAUCGAAUAUGUCAUCAGAGAUGGUUAUGAAAGAUAAGCCCUGCAGUCCUGAGCUGGUUAAAAGCAAUCCAGAAAGACGCUUCUCGCCCCUCCGUGACACCCAAUCUGCAGAGGGACAAAACAAUCUGUUGAUCCUGUCACAGUCUGACGGCAUCAUUAACGGCGAUUCCUGCAAAGUGACUCCGUUUAAUGAGCCGUUACAGACUGACACGGGCAUCGUCUUUGCUGAGGAAGAAGAGAUUCUGAAUGUUCAGGACAUCAAAGAGCAUCUUCCUGUCGAUUUCAUGGCAAGCCAGCACAACUCCCCAUGCAGAGAGGCGGCAGAAGAAAGCCGCUGCGUCUUUUUGGACUCUGCCUCGCCAGCCAGCCCUCUUUUACUAUCUCAUCCAACAACAGCACAGAAGUUUGACUUGAAAGGAGCUUUUAAUGCAAAAGAUGAAUGCGGCAAUGAUUUUCUGGACCAGCACUCUCAAAAUGCAAAGUCUCCCGCAUUAAAGGACCACGAAGAGGCAGUAAGCGCUGAUUCAUUAAAGAGCGCGGCUGAGCUGAAAUGUCCUCUGAUAAACACGCCUCAGCUGGACUUCAGCAUGAGGCCAACAUCGGAGACUGUCAGCGCCGCUCCUGUUCCUACGAGCCAUACAGCAGAACGGCCAGAGGUGACAGACGGAGUUAUAAAAGGUGAUCUGAUGUAUGAUUUAAAGCUCAGCCCCCUGAACUACAAGGACCUCUCAGAUGAGCCUCCACAGCUGAAUCAGUACAACUACAUACCGAUAUCACCUGCCAGCAAGCCUGAGGAGGCUCUUGGCACCGAGCAGAGAGCCACAGAGAGCUGCGAGUCAUGUGACCUGAGUGUUAACCCUGCACUGAUUUUUCAUCAAACUGAGACAGAAGCAACAAUGCCACUCGGCUCAGUUCCUGAAGCUAAACUACAGCCGUCCGAUGAGCCCGUGGUCCUACAGGAGAGCAUGAAAUUCUCCUGUUUCUCAUUGGGUCUCCCACCUGACAUCCCAAAGACUAACUCCUCAGCUGAUAAUGGAAAGAUAAGCCUGCAGGUAUUCCAUGAUCUCGUUCAGCCUGUUGAAGAUUUGCGCAGCCAGCCUGACCUCCUGACAAAAGCCGCAUCAGCCACUUUAGAUUCUCACAAGGCGCCUUUUGAAGACGCUACUCUUCCCGAAGAAGCCCAGCCACUCAUCGUUUGUGAGAAAGUGCCCCUCCCCCCGGAGAAGCAGCCAACAAUAGAGAGUGGCCCGUGUUCAGCAGGUCAGAAAACACACAAAGAGACAACACACAAGAAGCCGCAGAGCAGCGAUCCACAGGGCAAAGUGCUCUGUGAGAUUUGCUUCAUGUGUUUCAGAACUGUGCCUGGGCUGAAGAGACACAAGGCCAUGAAGCAUGUGAUCAGAGCUGAGAAAUGCACACAGAGCACGACGUCCAGCCAUGAGGGGACGGCGCUUAUUUAUGAAGCGCCGGUGAAAAAGCCAAAAGAUGAUUCACAGAGGUGUUUCCCAAUAACUAAAAUAGAUGGGCUGCCUGAGAUAAGCGACUCUCUCACCUCUAAAACAGCAGAGAUGGAAUCAGUCCUGGAGGAAAUGGCAACUGAGAUGAGCAGCGCGGCGGCAGAUGAACUAAGCCAUCAGAUCCCCCCAGUGCAGGCAAAGGCAAAGAAGAGCAACAAAGGAAGAAAGAACAAGAGCAGUGAGCUGAAUCCUGACCCCUUCUCUGAUGAGCUCUUGAAAAUAUUAAAAACAGACAUACUUCAAGCCAUAACCCCCGAGUUUAAAAGCAACACCCUACAGGAGCAAAGCAAAUCCCUCGAGGUAAAAACUGUUGCUGGGACAGAGGAGUUCCUUUACCGCGUCGCUGCAGACCCUGCCUUUCACAACGCAACCCCAACCCCAGCCAAAGAACCAAACGAGAUGAGUGAAACCGUGUCGCACAAUCAGUUCGGAGAGGAGAACGUGACAGAGGUGGCGUACUUAGAGACGCGUACAGAAGGACAUGUGGAAAGUGCAUCUGUAGAGAAAGAGAUUACUGGAGAUUUUGACAAGACCGAACCGAAAGGAAUGGAGGACGGCCCAGCCCAGGAGAUUCCACGAAACGUUUCAGCAGACAUAAAAUGCCCUGCCGACAAUCUAAAUCCCUUCUCCUGCAGGAAUUCCCCCCCUCCCAGUCCACCCGGCAUCAGCUCGGACUUGAGGGCCAUACUCGACGACGACACCACAUUCUCGCAGCUGUUCCCCCGAGACGAGGAAGCCAAGAGGAAAAAGUGCCCCAGGGUGUAUGGCAAGAGAAACAAAAGACUGAAGGUAUCGACCCCUUCGGACGUGGCCGCAGAUUACGUCGCUCCUGAAGCCUUCGUGCAAAAUAAAGACCAAUAUGUGGAAGCCCAAAGUGCGCAGACCAUCACUGACCAUCAAAGUAGUCGCUGUGAAUACGAGACCAUUUCCAUUGAUGAUGCCAUCAUGCUAAACAUGUGUCACAACAGCACUUUAAAGGCUGACGGCAAGUCAGUGCCGGAUGCUAAACCAAACGAUCAGCAAGAUGUCUGUGAGCUCGGCAAAAACCUGUUGAAUCCCCUCGAAAGCGCUGUCCAUGAAUCUAAAGCUGACUGGAGCUCGUCCAGUGAUUUCACCGGCUUUAGCGUCUGCCCAGUAGGGAGCUCUGAACCCAACAGCUGCAAACAUGAAGAUCCUCAACCAUCUGCUCCCUGCGUGGUAGAGCCGCAGGCCACAGAGGGUGCCCAGUCCUUCCCAACCAUCGACAUACAAAACAUCAACACCACAUUUCAGCUUCCCGAGAUACAGUUCUUUGACUCGGAAAAAGACGUCCAAGUGGCUCCCCUCCCUGAGGCUGCCGAUGUGGAUGGCAAAGAGGAUGAGAAGUCAAAGAAAGAGACGGAGCGCCGGGGCCGGAAGCGACAAGACGGAGGAAUGAAGGUCAAGGACAAGCAGUACAAAUGCAAGGUGUGUUUCACUUGGUUCCUCACUCUGGGAGAGCUGAACUUCCACAAGCUCUCCCACAAUCCCUCCCCUCCUCCCACCUGUUACAUGUGCGUGCAGCGCAAGUUCAGCUCCAGGGAGCAGCUGAGAGACCACCUGAGGGAAAAGCACGCCAAGAACAAGACGGGGAUCUGGACCUGCGGCAUGUGUCUGAAGGAGAUCUCAGACGUUUGGAUGUACAACGAGCACUUAAGAGAGCACGCCACUCAGUUCGCCAGGAGAGGCCAGGCUCAAGGCUCCAUGCUUGGCAUUUCAGGCUGCCUGAUGCAGGAAACGGCUGUGAAGAACUUUAUUUCCUCCAUCAUGCAGCAGCGGCCCAGCAAAGCCAGCAGAGCGGCAAGCAGCAAAGCUACUAAAGAACAGGAGAAAGCAGCUACAGGAGAGGGAAAAAUCUCGGAGGGGGCUGAGACGAAAGCGAACAAAACUAAAUCCGGCAGCGGAGGAGGGGGGAAACAGAGCACUUUAACCCCGAUCGAGGUCCUCCACAAAACAGAAGCACCUAAGAGUGUGGAGAUGCAUCCCAACUGCAAGGACCCUUCAAGAGACUGCCACCACUGUGGGAAACAGUUCCCCAAACCCUUCAAACUCCAGAGGCACCUAGUGGUGCACAACCUGGAGAGGAUUUUUCUGUGCCACAAGUGCCCCAUUUCCUAUCAGGAGGCCCAGGAGCUCAAAAAGCAUCUGAAGAGAGCUCACGAGGAGGUCGACGAUCUGGAUUCGAAGCACACGACUCUUUACACCUGCGAGCUCUGCGCCGACGUCAUGCACGUGAUUAAAAAGUCCUUCAUCUGCAGCACCUGCAACUACACAUUCUCCAAAAAAGAGCAGUUUGACCGUCACAUGGAGAAGCACAUGUCGGGGGGGAAUAAGAUUUUCAAAUUCAGGGGCGUCCUCAGACCUGUCAAAGCGUCUGCCUCCAAAGAAAAUGAGUGUGAUUCACCUGCGAGUAAGAAGAAAAGGCUUCUCUCUGACAGCCUGACAGAAAACAGCUCAGACAGUGGCAUCUCCAGCCUGAGCUCACUCCACUUAAAUCAGAACGCCGACACGCAGUCUUCAAAGCCCUGCGUGUCCACCGCCGACGACUCUACGCAGACCGUCCCGAAUGAAUACCGCGACAGCUCAAGCAAUGCCACUGUGAAAAUGGAGGACAUUACUGCCGACUGCUCUCAGCUGCUUGACGACUUGGAGAACUGUAUUCAUCUGAGCUCGUCUGGCUCUGCCACACCCAAGAAAGAGGAAUCCGAUGGGACUCUUUUGCCCAACCUCGAUAAAGAGGGCGACGGGAAAUCGAUUAGUGAAUCGUGCGAUGUAAAAGAAGAGCACGAGUCAGUCUGCAUUAGAACAGAGGCUACUUCGUGUACGGCGUCGAAAGAAAGUAGCAUAGUAGGGGAGGAGGGGGUGGUUAAAGAUAAAACAGAUUUGCCUCCAGCUGUUUUUGAGAACUCUUCUGUCUGCUCAACAGAAAAUCCCAUUUUUCUGCAGACACCUGAGUCUGCAGAAUUAGCCAUUGAUGAGAUGAACCAGCAGGGCGAUGAUGAGCAGGGGGAUUGCACAUUGUCUUGUAAUGACACUAAACAGCAGGCAUUAUCUCACGGUGCUGAGCAAGAAAGUAGCAGCCAGAUGAAAAAUAAUGCUGUCCCAGCCACAACGCCAGAUAACGCUAAAACCGCUGCUGGAGCUGGCUGUGCAAAGGUAAUAGAAGCAACACCAGCCCCCCUGUCCAAGGCAUCCCUUCUGGCAUCGGCUACAAGCGACAACAAGGACUUGGUGAAACCGCAGAAGAGAAGGAAGGACAUGAAAUCCGCGAACACGAUGCAGAGGGUUUCCUCAGCGGUCACGCAAGAGAACUUCGGUGUUGAUUCUAAGCCCAAAAAGAAAUUUCGGCCGAGCAAGUGUGCAAAUCCCUCCCUGCAGAGGAAGUCGGACGGAGCUAACGAGUAUCCCGUGCUCUCCUCCGUGCGGGAUGACGUCGUUAGCAACAAAAUAAAUUCCAAGUGCAAGAAUGUAAACUUCAGCUUACAGGCGAGACGGGGUCUGCUUGAAAGCUGCACGCCCAAGAAACCCGACAGCAUUACACCUCAAAACGGGGAGUACAAAGCCAAAAGGGGACCUCUUGGGAGAUCUGUGCAUUCUCCUGGGUCUAAAGUGCCUUCAGUUCCAAUAAACAAUUCUCUGAACAAGCCAAGGCCAAAGAUGGGGGUCAGGACAGUGGAGAGUAACUCCUACCGGACAGCAGAGUCCCAGAACCACAUUCUGAGUCAGCUGUUUGGUCAAAAGCUCACCAGCUUUAAGAUUCCUUUGAGGAAGGACACAUCCGAAUCUAUGAACUGAGAGCGGGGGGGUCUGUGAAUAAGAGUCUGUAAAUUUUCACACUUAUAAAUGUUUAAGACAAGUCAUUAUGGUGAAUGAGAUUGCACAGCUGUUUUCUGUGAAAUGCUAUCGUUAAUUACUUCCGUAGUCACUUUAUGUCUUCUUAUGUUCGUGUUUUUUUUUUAAUUACACAAAUGUGAGGACGAAUGGGAGAUAUGAACUGAAUCUUCCAGUUGGGGCUAAAACAUCACUUACAUAAAGGAGAUUUGAAAAGAAAAAAAAAAGUAUACUUGAAAACAAAGUAAAAUUAUGUUCUUUUAAGAAAUUGAUCUCCAUUUUUUACAGAAGUUUUUUAGCCCUUUUUUUUUAGCUAAAGGACCAAAUUGUGCCGUAUCUUACUAGGACAUUUGUGCACCUUGAGUACAUGCUUACGAACUAUACAUUUUGUAUUGUUUUUACACUUUACUGUACCGCGUUGGCAUUCAUUACUAUACGGCUUUGUAUAAACACCUUGGUGCUACGUGUUGUUUAAAUGUAAAUGUGAACGCCGACGUCCUCAGAAGGGAACAGGAGAUCUGUAGCAGUUAUAGCAUAUACAUCCGACUGUUUUUGUACUUUAUUGAACAAACUGUAUAAACCAAGUCAUUGGUGUGUAGGCUGAUUAAAAACUCACAACUUACAACAGCUUCUGGUGUAUACGUAAACUCAGGUGCUAGCGAGGACGUCAGUCCCAGGACCUGUAUUUGGAGUUAUUUCCAUGCACUGAUAAUACCACACACAAAUGACAACUCGUUUAUCUGUGUCUGUAACUCCAAAUGUUUAAUUAUUAAUAGUAUUUACUAGGACAACAAAGGUGCUUUAUCUUGUUUAUACUGUAUGUACCUUCAUUGUAUAGUAUUGUAGGUAGGAUAUUGUUUGAUGUAAUGCUUCAUGACAAAGUUUUAUUUUAAUAAUUUGCAAAAUGAAUGACAUUGAACAGAAAGGGAAACUGCCUCUUGCAGGUUGUAAAGUGGUUCACUAAAGUGCCUGUUUUACAGUUUGUUAUUAAAGAUCUGUAUUGGUC